GAUGAGCCGUAAUCCGCGCUGCGGCCGUCGCAAAAGUGCCAGUUUCUCCUAACGACCAGCAACGCGGGGAGGAUGGCGGCGCUUGGGGCGAGGGAGGCCGCGGCGGCCCCGGGCCCGGCGGGCUCGGCCGAGGCGGCGGAGGCGGCGGAGCUAAGCCGCGCCGUGAGCCGCCUGCUGCCCGGGCUGGAGGCCGACAGCAAGCUGGGCCGGCGACGCGCGCUGGAAGCGCUGCAGCGCGCGCUAGAGGCGGCCGACCCAACGGCCGCUGCCUCCGCCCCAACGGCCGCUGCCUCCGCCUUCCAGGCUCCGUGGGCGCGCCUGCUCCUGCCGCGCCUGCUGCGCUGCCUGGCCGACCCUGCCGAGGGCUGCCGCACGCUGGCCACGCACCUGCUAGGGCUGGGCCUGCGGCGCACCGCGCGCCCCCGCGAAGCCCUGCCGCGACUGCUGCCUGCGCUUGCCGCGCGCCUGGCCAGCCCCGAGCCAGGGCGCCGGCCGCCAGAGGUUUGCGAGGAGCUGCGCCUGGCGCUGGUGCAGCUGCUCGCCCUGGCUGUGCGCCUGUGCGGCGCCGCGCUUGCGCCGCACCUGGACGAUGCGGUGCGCGCACUGCGCUCCACGCUUCUGGACCCCUUCGCCGCCGUGCGCCGCGAGAGCUGCGAGUGCGCCGCGGAGCUGGCGCGCUCCACGCCAGGCCAUUUCCACAUGCAGGCGGAGUCCUUGAUCAGCCCCCUGAUGCAGACCCUCUCCCACCAGCACUGGAAGGUGCGGGUGGCUGCCAUCGAAGCCACGGGCACAGUGAUCCAGUUCGGCAAUGGGAAGUCGGUGGACGAGGUGCUGCCUCACUUUGCUCAGAGGCUCUUUGACAACGUCCCCCAGGUCCGACGGGCAGUGACCUGUGUGGUGGGGGGCUGGCUGCUGGACCUGCGGGACCGUUACUCCUUCUUCCACAAGCUCAUUCCGCUGCUGCUCAGCAGCUUGGACGACGAAAUACCUGAAAUCGCGUGCGAGGCGGCCGGCCUCUGGGAGAAGGUCGGCCUGCAGUGGCAAAGGGAGAAUGAGGACGACCUCAAGGACAAGCUUGACUUUACCUCGCCACCCCCAGCCCACCACCCCUCUCCAGAGAGUCGGCCAGCAUUGGGCUGUCGGGAGCUGGUCUUCAGAAACCUCUCCAAGAUCCUUCCUGCCAUCUGCCACGACAUCACCGACUGGGUGGCGGGGACCCGCGUGAAGGCCGCACAGCUGCUGGCCCUCCUGCUGCUCCACGCAGAAGACCAUGCCACACAGCACCUGGAGGUGGUCCUGAGGACCCUGCUCCGGGCCUGUGCCGAUGAGGAGCAGGCCGUGCUCAGCAGUUGUGCCAGGUCUGCGGAGCUGAUCGGCACCUUCGUCAGCCCAGAAGUGUUCCUGAGGCUGAUCCUGUCCGCGCUGAGGAAGUCGCCCUCCUGCCCCGGCCUCCAGGUCCUGACCUCUGCCAUCCGAGGCUGCCCAAGGGGCGCCCUCCAACCGCACCUGGAGGCCCUCGCCACGGAGCUGGCCCAGGCCCACAUCUGCCACGGGGCUGAGGACCACAUCUUCGGCGAGCACCUGCUACUCUGUGUGCAGGCCCUGGUGUCCGUGUGCCGAGAGGGCUGCAGGACAUGCAGCCUGCAGCUCCUGGAGGUGCUGGUGAGCGUGGCGGCGCUCUCGCACGCCCCAGGCCUGGGCGACAAGGUUCAGGAAGCCACAGCCGCACUGGCUGCGGCCCAGGACAUCGACAGCACCCGGGACCUGUACAGUGAGCACACGGGCGCACUCCUGGAGUGGCUGGCCACAUCGCAGCCCAACUGGACCUCCCACUCCGCAGAGCUCCUGCAGUUCUGCGAGGUUGUCACCCGCUCAGGCCCUGCCCUCGGAGAGGCACUACCCCAGCUCAUCCCCAUGGUCAGGAGCUGCCUGCAGCCAGCACGAGACCCCCAGAUGCGCCUGCAGCUCUUCUCCGUCCUGUCCAGGGUGCUGCUGGUGGCCCAGGAGACUGUGGACUCCCGAGGCCAGUUUCACAGCUACCUGGACACAGUGACAACAGACAUCUUUGUCCCCAAUCUGCAGUGGCAUGCAGGGAGGACGGCUGCAGCCAUCCGCACGGCGGCUGUGUCCUGCCUCUGGGCACUUGUCAGCAGCAGGGUCCUGUCGGACGAGCAGAUACAAGAUGUGCAGGAAACCCUGAUGCCUCAAAUUCUAACCACUCUGGAAGAAGACUCGCCAACGACUCGAUUAGUUUCAUGCCGAAUUAUUGACAUAUUUUUAAAAAACCCUGGUGGUGUGAUUAAUCCGGAUAAGUUCAUCAAGAUUUACCCUGAACUCUUGAAACGCCUGGAUGAUGUUUCCAGUGACGUGAGGCUAGCAGCUGCCUCUGCCUUAGUCACCUGGCUGGCACGUAUCAGAAACGAAGACGGGAGGUCCUUCUACCAAAGUCACGUCCAGUUCCUGUACAAGGAACUCUUGGUGUACCUGGAUGAUCCAGAGGGCGCCACCCAGGACGCAGUCUUAGAGGUCCUCAAAGCAAGCAGUAUCCUGUUCCCUGACAUCCUGGUGAAAGAGACAGAGGCUGUCCUUCACAAGCACCGCUCUCCUGUCUACUGUGAGCGGCUCCUGCAGCAUGUUCGGGCCUUGCCGCCUGCCCAGUGAUCGAGUUCUGGGAGUGGAGCCUUUAGUGCAGCAGCUGGAGGUGGGAGUGAACACCAGCUCUCGUCCUUACCUGGACUUGGCCUUUUAACCUCAUGACAGGGCACCUUUUUUUUUCUCAGACAAAAUACAUUUAUUUAAUAAACAAAAUACAUUGAUGAGGGGAUACAGGUGUGUUUCCAUAAUAACUUGUUUUAGCAUAUGCUGCCUGCUGUGAGUGGCUCAUGAGAACCUGGGGUAUACAGAGAAAGGCUUUAGAUCUUUUCACAAAUUUCUUAGGAUAGAGUUGUCCAAAAGUGGUGGCUCAAGCCACUUUGCUGAAUUCUGUUUUUGCACUUUUCAGAAAAUACCCCCUAUCUAACCAGUUUCUUUUUACCAUGUGUAUUAUAUGUGUGUGUGUCUGUGCGAAUUUGAUAAACACACAUACACACCAAUUCCCCUUUUCAUAAAAUGUCCCCAAAAGUUAAAAACAAAACAAAAACCCGACAGCUAAAUACUAUGACAUCCCAAUUAGUAAACACAAAACAGAACACUUUACAAAAAUGAAUAAAAUAUACCAUAUGCACUCAGCUUCCACAUGGAGCACCCAAGUAAGGAGGCUGCUGCGAUGAUGUCUGUAGGCAGUUUCUUUUGGCAGACAGCUCCAGCGCAAUUGCCAUUCUCAAUUAUUAAGUUAUGUGUAAGACGUGUGACCCAUUGGAUUUUUGUGAAAUUACACCCGUGCUUCUGUUCAUGCCCUGUUCUGUCCAUUCCCCAGCAGCUGUCUGCCUCAGAGCCCGAGGGCUAUUGCAGACUCCCAUAAUGCUACCUCGGGGUACCCCUUGCAUUGGCCCAGAAGGGUGACCCCCAUGGCUUGGGACCCACCUUGCAUUGGAUGGCUCCAGGCUUCUGGUGGGCCACCUAUGGGAUGCCCCCAGUGAGGUUCUGUACCCCCAGUAGGAUUGUGAGGCCAACCAGAAGCUCCGGGGGAGCUGUGGCUGAAUGCCUCAGGGGCAAAGUUAGAAAGGACCAUGUUACUAAAACCUAGUCUCACACUUUCAGAGUUGAAAGCUUCCAUCUCUUUUGCUUGAUGCUCCAGCAGGCUUCAUAUUCGUUCAGUGCAUUUAUUCUGCAAUGUCAAUACCUCCUCUUCAAUCUUUGUUCUUAGAGUGUCUUGCAGAGGAAGACCCUCUGUUCAAGCUCCUGAAGCUCUCAAUCAUGUUGUGCCUCAGCCUGCAUCUUGAUUUUGCUCUGAUAUGCAUUCAACAGCUCCAGUUCCCACUGCAGCUGCAUUUUCAAAAUCUGGCACUCUGCUUCCUGGGCUUCAUCCAAACACAGCUUCAGACUCUUAGGCUGUUGUCGAACCUCCAUGACAUGCUUUUGCCUUAGUUCUCAUUCUCUUUGUUUAUUAUACUCCCACUGGUUAGUGAGCUCAGUUUGAUGCUGCAAUUUGAUCAACUCACAGCGCAUCUUCUGAAUUGUGUUGAGGUGGCGCAACUCCAGUUCUUGCAUGGAUUCAUGCUGCAGUAGCAUCGCAUGCUUUAAGUCCUUUUGAGUCCGCCUUUUAUUUAACUCCUCCGUGACAAGGUCCUGCUCCAAGUUAUGGCACCCAAGUAACAUCUUUCCUUUGAAGCAGUGGCGUUGCAGCUCUAGGUUCUGUCUCUGACGUUGAAGAUUAGUCUUUUCCUCUGCUUGGAAAUUCUGUAUAUUCUCUUUCUGCUUUGAAAGCCAUUCCUGUUUUCCUUUUUUGGGGGAUGCUCUGGUUUUCAUUCAGCUCCUUAGGCUGUUCCUUUCGAAGUUUAUAUUCUGUCUUCUGGGACUUCAAAAAGCUAUUCAGUUCUUUCUUCUGUUGGGCCUGAAUACAUUGCUGAAAUUUUUUCUCCUCAUUGAACAUUACUUUAGCCUCUUUUUCCAUAGCCUGAUGUUUCUUGAUAAGUUUCUUCAUUUUUGCAGCAAAGUUGUUACACUAAGUUUUUUUUUUCAAGACCUUUGUCUAAUAUGAGAUGAUGCUCAUCCAUCUUAGCCUUUAGCUUAUUUUCCAGAUUUAUCAGCUGUUUUUGACGUUGCUGCGUCAUUCUCUUACCGCCAGACAUUUGUUCUCUAAGCUCAGUUUCCUGCUCAUGUUCUUGCAUUUGCCUUAUAGUGGGUUUUAAAUGGAUGACAGAACUAUUAGACGUGACUGUGGUCUCCCUCCAUCGUUUCUAGCUCAUUCUUGUCAUCUGAGGCAUCUGGAAGACUGUUAACACUACUGCUUUGACUACUGGCCCUGUUGGACAUACUGGGAAUAGACUGAUUACUUCCAACACUAUUCACUGUUCCUGUCUGUCCAACACUGUGAUCUUGUUCCUCUUCUUCCUGUGCUUCUACUGCUGGUCCAUUAUGUGCCUCCUCGAAAAGGACCUUCUUCAUCUUUCUAUACUGCAGAUUUCCAGCUCUCUUUCGGCAUCCUUUGUCCUUUGAAUGAGAUCUAUUAAUACUGUUGCAGGGCACUCCCAAAGAACAAACACAUGCUUUAAAAGUUCCUCUGAUGAAGGACGAUCUUGAGGGAUUUUCUGGAGGCAAGAGACUACAAAGUUGUGAAAAUAAUCACACCAGUCAUUUGACUGUAGUGUAGGGGAUUCAUUUUUGGCUAUGUGACAUAGGCACUUACUGUAUUCAUAUCAAAUAAAGGAGGCUCCCUUUCUUUGAUAUGGAGUUCAAUACAUGUUAUUCCAAGAGACCAUACAUCUAUUUUGCUAUAAUACUUUUCUUCAUCCAUGGCUAAAAUUAUUUCUGGGGCCAUCCAAUAUGGUGUUCCCACAAAAGAAUAGGCAGGAGAGGCCAUGGAAGCAAUGACAGGGCACCUUUUUGUCAAAAGCUAAGGACAUUCACAAGUGAGACUUUGAUAGCAAGAAGGAUGUAUUCUCUAAGAUACACGCCUGGUAGUCUCUGGCACAGUUUUCCACACCCAGCCAUUUCUAAAAUAGCAUUCACUGAGUGGCUUCCAUAUUUUUUAUGUCUUGUUGAUACAUCUCGUGGAGAGGUCGGCCAAAAAUCUGCAGCUGAUUUGAAAUGAAAAGUAAAUGUCAACUACUCGAUAUUGGCAGCCAGGUCAGCUCUCUCUCUCCUUUUUUAAGGCCACGUGCACUGCUAGGUUCAUGGGUUAUCAGUUCUGUCUUGCUUAAAUGCCCACCAAGAAUGUUCUUGACUACUACAAAACAAAAAGAGCCAAAGUAAAGUGAUUAAAGAGAAAUUUCAUUAUUUCUUUGGGUUCUGUGUACUGAAAUGUCACAGGGAACAGAUUAAAAGUAAUUUGAAAUCUUAAGAAUUAUUAUCAGUGAAAUGUUUCUCAUUUAAAAUAUCCUGGAGCUUAAAAUGUCUUGUGGAUAAAUUCAGUCACAGUAUUUCUUCUUAGGUCAGUAAUGCUAACAGUGUUGAAAAAUAGAAUAUUUAGUCAGAUGUAAUUUUGGUUGCUCUUUUUAUUAGUAGCAGUAAAGUAAAAUUGUAUUUUAUUCACUAGCAUUUUCUACACCCAAGUGCCUAAAAGAUUUCAUUUUAAGUGUGUAUUGAUUCUGUAGGCCAAAUAUUUAUGUUAACACAAGGGGGAAAAAAUGUUAUGUGUAUUUUCCAAUAAUCAAAUAUUAACAUUUAUGCUUUUGUGUUUGAAAUUUUAAUUAAAAGUAUUUAUUAUAAAUAUUA
Manis pentadactyla (Chinese pangolin) is the source of this 6315-nucleotide messenger RNA. RefSeq names its product dynein axonemal assembly factor 5 (gene DNAAF5). The coding region runs from base 73 to 2661 and encodes 862 amino acids. Gene Ontology annotation, molecular function: dynein intermediate chain binding. Gene Ontology annotation, cellular component: cytoplasm. The record is from RefSeq and is a predicted model, not a curated record. The transcript has 13 exons. NCBI's taxonomy places the organism in Eukaryota, Metazoa, Chordata, Mammalia, Pholidota, Manidae. Gene Ontology annotation, biological process: cilium movement; outer dynein arm assembly; inner dynein arm assembly.